Polypterus senegalus (gray bichir) is the source of this 2545-nucleotide messenger RNA. It is a transcript of the gene rgs4, whose product is annotated as regulator of G protein signaling 4. The coding region runs from base 115 to 747 and encodes 210 amino acids. The record is from RefSeq and is a predicted model, not a curated record. Lineage: Eukaryota; Metazoa; Chordata; Cladistia; Polypteriformes; Polypteridae. The transcript has 5 exons.
AAUCUCUGCAGAUACGGACACGGGCUUAAAACAGUCGAGCUUCAUUCUCUGUGAACUCUCCAAUCGGGACUCACUUUCACACCUUGGACUGGGGACUUUCUACCUGCAAGCAAAAUGUGUAAAGGUCUGGCUGCGCUGCCUGCGACAUGUUUAAAGAGUGCCAAGGAUAUGAAGCAUCGUUUUGGCUUCCUUCUCCAGAAAUCGGACUCUCUUAGUGACCAUACCAACAGUGCCCAUAAGAAAGACAAAUCAGUGGCAUCCAAACAGAUUAGUGUCACCGAGGCUAAGAAAUGGGGACAGUCCUUGGAGCAUUUGAUCAGUAAUGAAGAUGGCGUGGCAGCUUUUAAUGCUUUCUUGAAAUCAGAAUUCAGUGAAGAAAAUAUUGAGUUCUGGGUGGCUUGUGAGGAAUACAAGAAAAUCACUUCACCUGCGAAAAUGAUAACUAAGGCCAAAAAGAUUUAUGAACAGUUUGUGGCUGUUCAGUCUCCAAAAGAGGUUAAUCUUGACUCAUCUACCCGAGAGGAGACCAGCAGAAACAUCCAAGAGCCAACCAGCUCCUGCUUUGAUGAGGCCCAGAGACGCAUCUUCCUGCUUAUGGAGAAAGACUCUUACCGGAGGUUCCUGAAAUGUAAGAUCUAUCAAGACAUGAUUCAAGAGCCAGGAUGCAACAGUGGCAGCUGUGGUGCACAAAAGAAUGGAAAACAGUACAACUCGGACAUCGGGCAAAUGCUUCCUCUGUGUGCUUAAAUCUACUGGCUUAAUGCACUCCAUCUGUGUGUGUGUCAGUACAUUGUGUGUGCAUAUAUAGAUACAUAUACACGUGUGUGUGUGUGUGUGUGCGCAUAUAUACAGUAUGUAUAUGUACAGUAUAUGCAUGUUGAAGCCAAGUGUCUAUCUGUGCUUACUUGAAAAUAGGGUGUCCGAGCUGAUUGUGUAAUGUGAACAAUUAAAGAGAUUCAAAAAUGAACGCAAAGAAAGUAUUUAAAAGUUGAAAAGAAACUGUAGAACUAAAAUAAUCGGCAAAGAAACGUCUGAAAAGCAUAGCCCUCCUUUUUGGUUAUCGGCUCGGAAGCUCUAUUUAAUUUCUUUGACUGUACAAAAAAUAUGUAAAACGAAAUCCUCAUGUUGCUGGAUGUCCGGGCUUUGUUAAUUUCUUUUUUUUUUCUGUUGUAUUUAUUGGAAGUGAUAAGGAGAUCCAGCAAUGACAGCCUCUCAUUAUGGGAAAAGGAAGCGUAAUGAGAUAUGUAGCAGCGAGCAAGAUGGCCAGACAAGGCUGACAAUGUGCAAUGAGAUUUGAAAUUGUGUGUCCUUCUGCAAAGCCUGAUGGCAAACUUAUGUCCUUUGUUCAAUAUCGAUAGGAAUUCAAAUGUCUGUUACACCCGUACACCUAUACAAAGGCAUAGGGCAGCCAUAUGCACAUUCAUGCAAUCAUACGCACAUGUAUUUACAUACAAACCUAUAGAUACAGACUGGAAGUAUGCUAAUCUGUCUACAUGCACUUACACAAAUAUCUAAGCAUAAAUAGAUGUAGAGCGUGCUUACAUACAGCACCUAAGUACAUGAGCACAGGCAUGCACACACCGAUUCCUCCCUUGACCAAUUCAAGGCUAUGGCAGAUAGAUCUUACCCGGGUACGAGGCAGGAACCAACCCUCAAUAGGCAGUCAUUGUGGUGUGGUGUGGGUCCUCAGAUAUUGAGGUUGUGACUUCAGAUCCCACUGCUGACACCACGUGACCAUGAGCAAGACGAGAAAUCAAACAAAAUGAGAAAUCUAAGCAACUGUAGGUCAGUCAAACAAGAAUGCAUAAGCGUGUGCAGUACAUACUUGCGUAUAUGCUUAAGUAUGUUUGGGUGUAUAUUUUCAACUCCUGUAACUUCUUGUGUACAAACAUAUAAUGCUAGAUGCAUGCAUAUGCACAUAAGUAUGUAGAGUUCAUACAUAAGUGUAGAUACUCGUAAAUAAAUGUAUUCACGUAAAAAUAUGUGCAUACACAUACUAGUAUGUACUUACAUUCCUAUUGUGUGCAUACAUACCUGACGUACCUUACAUACGCUGUGUAAAAGUAUACAGACACAUGCAUACAUAGGCAUGGACAUACUGUAUAUGUACACAUUAUGGGGAUUACAGGAGGGCACCAGGCAGCCCCUCCGACGUGUGUACCACCUCCCAGUUUCUUCCAUCCUGUGGCUUUCCCUUACAAUAUGCAGAUGUAUUCAUACGUGAGCACCCCUACUACGGCAAGCCGAAUUAACAGAUGACUAGAUUAGAGAUGUCUCAAAAUGAAUUUUAAGAUAUCUGGAAAUGCAUUUUAGAUAUCUCAAAUUGAAUUGCAGAUAUCGAAAAAUGUGUCUAUGUUAAGAUAUCAAAAAGCAUUGUAUGAUAUCUCAAAUAGAUUUCAAGAUAUCUUGAAAUGAUAUGCUGUACAUUUCGAGAUAUCUUAAAUGCAAUUCGAGAUAUCUCGAAAUAAGUUCCUGUGCGUUUUGAAAUAUCUGAAAUACAUUUCGAGAUAUCUUAAGAUAGACAGGAAGUCUCAUUGAACGAAUA